CGAUCGUCCAACUGUUUUAUCAAAUAUCGCACACAGAUGCACCCUCUGAUUGUAGCCAAGUAUGGCAAUCAGAAUAACAAGGAGAUCUCUAAGCUUGCUGGCCAGGCUUGGAGAAAAGAGCCUGAAUGGGUAAAGAGCAUCUAUAGACAGCAGGCCAUUGAGGAGAAGCUGAAACAUGAGGCGUUAUACCCCACAUACAAAUAUUCACCAUCUCGA
Lobosporangium transversale is the source of this 216-nucleotide messenger RNA. Its product is annotated as high mobility group box domain-containing protein. The transcript has a single exon. The record is from RefSeq and is a predicted model, not a curated record. Lineage: Eukaryota; Fungi; Mortierellomycota; Mortierellomycetes; Mortierellales; Mortierellaceae. The annotation marks the transcript as partial. Gene Ontology annotation, molecular function: DNA-binding transcription factor activity, RNA polymerase II-specific; RNA polymerase II cis-regulatory region sequence-specific DNA binding. Gene Ontology annotation, biological process: regulation of transcription by RNA polymerase II; cell differentiation; anatomical structure morphogenesis.